AUGGCAGCACAGGGGGAGUCGACGGUGCGGUCGCAUCGGUCGACCUCCCAGGCAGGUUCUCCUAGGCUGAAACCAGAUUUGAGGCUGCUGGAACCGCCGUUGUCGAGACGGAGAUCAGCCCAGUCGGUUUCUGCGGCGAGCCAGUCGGACGAGCAGAGGUCGAUAUAUCAGCGUAUCGGCUCGAGACAUGGCCAAUCCGCGAAGAGCUACUCGCCUCGGAGUCAGGGAUCGAUACCGCGGACUCUAGGCUCGGGACAGUUGACUGCCCGGUCAGUUCCUGCUUGGGUUAAACACGCUGAAGAAGAAGAAGAAGAAGAGGACGAGACGGAGGAUCCGGGAGUACAGCAGCCACAUUCAUCAUCACAGCCACAGCCACAGUCGCUGCCGUCGCCGCCGGGAGACGCUCAUGUUGCUAAUCACCACUACUCGACCAAGGAAGGAGAAGGGGACAAAGAAGGCAGAGGAGACAGGGAGAGGCACCGUGCCUACACGCAGUAUACACAGGAAUCCAGGUGGAGGACAUUCGCCCGGUCAGUGCCACAGUCUGGAGAACCGGUACAUCAGGGCAAAGUCGUCGAUGCGGACUGGCUCAAUCAGAAUUUUGGUGACUACUCGGGGCCGUGGCAGGGGUAUCUCGAUGAGAAGGAUGCGGAGAGCGGACGGCAGUCUGGAACCUUCAUCCAGCGGCGGAAGAGAUGGGUGAAGGGAUUCCAGCACAGGAUCCUCCACAGCCCGAUGGUGCCUCUCAUCAUCCGUCUCACGGUCUUCAUCUUCUCGGCCAUCGCCCUCUCGCUCGGUGGGACGAUCAGGCAGCUCUCGACGACGUAUAAUCGACCGCAGGGUCCGUCACCUCUCAUGGCCAUCAUCUUUGACGCCAUUGCCCUUGUCUAUCUGAUCUACAUCACGUACGAUGAAUACACGGGGAAACCACUCGGUCUACGGUCCGCCACAGCAAAGAUACGACUGAUAUUCCUGGACCUGGUGUUUAUCGUCUUUGCGUCAGCUAAUCUAAGCCUAGCGUUUGCUUCCUUGUCUGAUGUCAACGGCUCAUGCUCUAGAGCGGACAUGGACGGGGCCAUCGAUCCCAGGAACGAUCAGAUUUGUGAUAGGCAGAAGGUAUUAGCUGCCGUAUUGUUCGUUGUGCUGGUUGCCUGGUUGAUGACCUUUAUGAUAAGCGCUCUACGAGUCAUCGAGCGGGUGGCGGCAAAGUAA
Messenger RNA from Microsporum canis CBS 113480, 1212 nucleotides. RefSeq lists its product as hypothetical. The record is from RefSeq and is a predicted model, not a curated record. Gene Ontology annotation, cellular component: cell periphery; fungal-type vacuole. The transcript is spliced from 3 exons. Lineage: Eukaryota; Fungi; Ascomycota; Eurotiomycetes; Onygenales; Arthrodermataceae. The coding region runs from base 1 to 1212 and encodes 403 amino acids. Gene Ontology annotation, biological process: positive regulation of catalytic activity.